AUGAAGCCAUUCCAUCCACUAGUAAAGACAUUGAUUAGGAACUGGAGUUUGGUGUGGCAGUACACAACCCUGCUGGAGAGGCUCCUGGACCUGGAGGCUGAGACCAGAGACUGCUUUAACAGGCUCUAUAACAUACGACAACAUGAAGCCUUCCUCAAAGUUAUUUUGGUGAGUUGCAAGGGGAUGGGCUUCAUGAGGUCAAGUCAUUUCAUUAAAUUGUCCCAUGAGUGUUUCUUCAAGAGUAUUCUGUUUCAUAAAGACAGUUUACCCAUACUUCUGCUUCAGUUCUUCACCAGGCAGAUGUCAUUCUAUGUGCAAAGCAAGUUGAAUCCCUACAGACUGAACUAGCGACACGGAAGAAGCUUUUGAGGAUCACCGUUCAUUCGAAGACUGCAGUACCCACUGCACCGGGUUUUGUAAGUAUCUUGCACAUAUACAGUACCAGUCAAAAGUUUGGACAUCAUGUAGUAACCAAAAAAGUGUUAAACAAAUCAAAAUAUAUUUUAUAUUUGAGAUUCUUCAAAUAGCCACCCUUUGCCUUGAUGACAGCUUUGCACACUCUUGGCAUUAUCUCAACCAGCUUCAUGAGGUAGUCACCUGGAAUGCAUUUGAAUUAACAGGUGUGCCUUGUUAAAAGUUAAUUUGUGGAAUUUCUUUCCUUCUUAAUGCGUUUGAGCCAAUCAGUUGUGUUGUGACAAGGUAGGAGGGGAGGGGAGGGGAGGGUAGGAGGGGGGGGGGGGGGGGGGGGGGAGGGGAGGGGGGGGGGGGGGGGGUGGUAUACAGAAGAUGGAUCUAUUUGGUAAAAUACCUAGUCCAUAUUAUGGCAAGAACAGCUCAAAUAAGCAAAGAGAAACGACAGUCCAUCAUUACUUUAAGACAUGAAGGUCAGUCAAUACGGAACAUUUCAAGAACUUUGAACGUUUCUUCAAGUGCAGUCGCAAAAACCAUCAAGUGCUAUGAUGAAACUGGCUGUCAUGAGGACCGCCACAGGAAUGGAAGACCCAGAGUUACCUCUGCUGCAGAGGAUAAGUUCAUUAGAGUUACCAGCCUCAGAAAUUGCAGCCAAAAUAAAUGCUUCACAGAGUUCAAGUCACAGACACAUCUCAACAUCAACUGUUCAGAGGGGACCGUGUGAAUCAGGCCUUCAUGGUCGAAUUGCUGCAAAGAAACCACUACUAAAGGACACCAAUGAGAGGAAUAGACCUGCUUGGGCCAAGAAACACGAGCAAUGGACAUUAGACCGGUGGAAAUCUGUCCUUUGGUCUGAUGAGUCCAAAUUUGAGAUUUUUGGUUCCAACCGCCGUGGCUUUGUGAGACGCGGUGUGGGUGAACGGAUGAUCUUCGCAUGUGUAGUUCCCACCGUAAAGCAUGGAGGAGGAGGUGUUAUGGUGUGGGGGUGCUCUGCUGGUGACACUGUCAGUGACAAUUAACCAGCAUGGCCACCACAGCAUUCUGCAGCGAUACGCCAUCCCAUCUGGUUUGGGCUUAGUGGGACUAUCAUUUGUUUUUCAACAGGACAAUGACCCAACACACCUCCAGGCUGUGUAAGGGCUAUUUUACCAAGAAGGAGAGUGAUGGAGUGCUGCAUCAGAUGACCUGGCAUCCACAAUCCCCCGACCUCAACCCAAUUGAGAUGGUUUGGGAUGAGUUGGACGGCAGAGGGAAGGAAAAGCAGCCAACAAGUGCUCAGCAUAUGUGGGAACUCCUUCAAGACUGUUGGAAAAGCAUUCCAGGUGAAGCUGGUUGAGAGAAUGCCAAGAGUGUGCAAAGCUGUCGUUAAGGCAAAGGGUGGCUAUUUGAAGAAUCUCAAAUAUAAAAUGUAUUUUGAUUUGUUUAACACUAUUUUGGUUACUACAUGAUUCCAUAUGUGUUAUUUCAUAGUUUUGAUGUCUUCACUAUUAUUCUACAAUGUUGAAAAUAGUAAAAAUAAAGAAAAACCCUUGAAUGAGUAGGUGUGUCCAAACUUUUGACUGGUACUGUAUAUUCGGUUAUAUUUGAGUUACCGGGAGUGUAAUAGGAAUUUCCAAGUGAAUAAAAGAGAAGUCGAAGAUAAAGUCAAUCUUAAAUCCAUUUGGUUUAAUACAAGUUGCAACAGGGAGACAUCUAGCAUAGAAAAUGUCUAACUGGCCUCUUGGAGACAGGCCCAUUUAUAUACUAAUACAACAGUGAAUAAUCAGUGUGUCCUCAGUCCAUGCACUUGGUCCUCCAGUCUGGCGUCAAUCACUAUCAACAGAUAUGAGAACAAUCCAUAACAUUCAGCAUCAGGUCUAGUAACCAUCAACCCACACCUAAAAUGUCGCAAACAGAACAAUGGAAAGCAUGCGUAUUACAGAAACUCCAAAUAGUGAUCAAAUAUACAUUUGAUCACGCUUAAUAAAAAUAUGAACUUUAGUAAUCUUAAAUAUUCCCAUUACAUGGUAGUUUCCCAGACACAGAUUAAACCUAGUUCUACACUAAAAAGCACAGGAAUCUCCAUUGAAAGUGCUUUUUAGUCCAGGGCUUAACCUACAGUAUGUCUGGGAAACCGGCCCUUAAUGUCUAGGCCUCAACUCUCAUACUAUAUGUCCUCUUCCAGCCCCAUUUCACAGCUCUAGCAAACUAUUGGUCAGGUCUUCAGGAUGAGAUGGUGCUGUUGAGCAUCCUCAGUAACAUGAUGGUGAACCUGCAGCCCUUCCUGGCUGCUUAGUCCCAGCUCUUCCCUGAUGGUCAGUUGGAGGACAUACUGGUGUCGGUGAUCAAGACCGACGAGCAGAGAAUGAAGGAGUCUUCAGGUAAGUACUGUGUUACCACACUCACAUUCACCAACAGUAUAGGUCUGCGUUUCUUACAUCUCUAUCAUAAGCUCAAAACCAUAUUGACCCCUUUGAGAUCAAAACACAAAAGUAGCUCUUGCCUGAGACAACAUCCAACUUUGACAAAUUACCACUGCAAUACAAGGGAAUUUGUGGUUAUACACCAGUGGAGGCUGCUCAGGGGAGGACGGCUCAUAAUAAUGUCUGGAAUGCAGUCAAUGGAAUGGUAUCAAACACAUUUCAUGUGGUUGAUACCAUUCCAUUGACUCCAUUCCAGCCAUUAUUAUGAGCCGUCCUCCCCUCAGCAGCCUCCACUGUUAUACACUCGUGAAGAAGGAUGGGCUUUUACUGCCAGGUGUGUAGAUUUUUGGAGGUGGCAUUUGUAUAUAUUGUUACAAUAUUUAAAAUAUUCACAAUAAGUGACUAUGUUUUUUCAGGCAACCCAAGCAUAGCAGUCCUGAAACAUAGUGAGAAAUACUAUGUUUUCAGCUCCAAGAAGGCAGCUUUAAGAUUGGGAUCCAACCAGAUGAGUACAUUGCCCGUGUGGCAGAGAAAACAAAGUGGUCCCCUGAGCUUAUCCAGCUCCUCCAACAGUUUGCCUGUGUCACUCCACACUCUGAGGUAUGUUCACUUACAAUAUCAUAAUUCUUAAGUUGUAUCUUCAGAACUUGCAGAGAUAUUCUUACCAACGGUGCACUGAAAUUCUGUCUCUGCAGAUCCGGUCCGGGGAGAGACAGUUGGUAAAACCCAUCAUGAAGUGUGACAGCAGCACUCAGAUGGACACUCAUUUGUUGGAAACUAACAUUGUGAACUCAUACGAGUGGAGUGAGUGGGAGCUGAGGAGAAAAGCAAUCAAAUUGGUCAGUGAUUUCAUUGACUCAUUAUUGAGUGUACUGUUAUAUUCUAUCAGUGGUAGGGUUACCAUGGUCUUCUUGCUUGGCUCUUUUUUAUUCAAGAAGGUAAACAUUUGAACAGUCUCUUAUGUCCUGCCUUUUUUUCAGGCCAAUCUUCGUAGUAAAGUGACCCCCUCAAUGCAGACUAAUCUAAUUCACUUGAGGAGGAAGAAUGUCACCCAAACCUACCUCCCCAAAGAUGGUGCAUGCCAGAGCAAGAGGAAUGUGUUCCUGGCUGGUCUUCAAGGAGGGAAAACCAACACUACACAUAUGAUGAGAACAAACUUGACCAGAUCAGUAGAUUAA
Molecule: messenger RNA, 3991 nt
Organism: Coregonus sp. 'balchen'
Lineage: Eukaryota; Metazoa; Chordata; Actinopteri; Salmoniformes; Salmonidae
Source: the annotation of a GenBank genome assembly